UUUAUGUUCACUGUAGUGUAUUUGUUCAUGUGUUCAUGUGUGUGUAGGAUGAGUGGAGGAGUGGAGACGUCGUUGUUCUUCUUGUCUCUUCCAGACCUGAAGAAGCUGCUCAGUGUCUCUCUGAGUCUUCAGGAGGACGAGGACGAACCGAGGAGCAGACAGCUGAAGAUCUGCAGGGACCUGGUACUACUGUACUCUGAUGUCCUGGUCUCUCCUGCUCUGGAUUCCUUCACUGACAUCACGGUGGUCAUGGCUAUCCCCUUUUUCCAGAAAGGCAUCCUCCAGGCGUUUGGACAGAGACACUGUCUGCAGGUGGGCUGUCCUCAGCAGGUGUCUCCAGGUGUCCUCCAGUGUUUUCUGUCCUACUCUCUGAUCACCAGACUGACUCCACGCUGGAACAAAGCAGGACGUUACCUCAUCUCUGGUAAAGACUUCCUGACCCAUAGCGGGCGUCUGAACGCUGUCAGCAUGGAGCUGACCACCACUGAUGGUCACCUGUGCCUCAACAUUGAAACCAACACAGUGCGACUUCCUCCGACGACACUCCAGGACUUUGACCUCCCUCCCUCACUGCUCAAGAGGUUCUGGUCUGACCCUGACUUUGUCCUUGACCCUUCGUCCACAGGAGGAACUGUGUGGUGUCACGUCCUGCCCAGUAUGAAGAAAGGUCAGAUCAUCACCAUCAGUCGUCAGCUGUCCGGAGAUGGACCCUUCAGAACUUACAGAGACCUGCAGAACCACUGGAACCGACUAUAUGGUUACAGACUGCCUGAGCUGGCAGAGGGAGAGGAGGUUUACUGCAGUGUUUACUUCAGACUGGUGGGAGAAAGACUCUUCACGUAUCCUCUCAGCUGUAUCCGUCUGCAGCCCGUGCAGCGCUGUCCCCGGGUCGACCUGCAGGGGGUGCUAGCCUCUUUCCUGUCUGACAUCAGGGAGCAAUUGAAGAGUGUGUGUGGUUUCCCUGCUCACCUGACCAGAAAACCCCGUUAUUGCACGACGACUCUGAACAGUCCUGCAUCGUCACAACAGCAGGUGCUGAGUGGUGAACAGGUCAACCUCACGUCCACCAGGCAUGUCCUCACCCACCCCACCCCCCCUCCUCCUCCUCCGGUGAGGUCACAGCCUCUAGUCUGGUCUCCUCUCUCCCAGCAGGACAGAGCUGAGGGGAUUCUGGGUAGUUUCACCGGUCUGACUCAAAGUCAGAGGUGUGGAGGACUGGACGUCUGGCCUUCAUCCUCCCACUCCUCCUCCUCCUUGUCCUCUUGUUUUUAUUCCUCACAAGAGUCCUUUUUCAUUUCAGAUUCAGUGACUCCUGAAUCAGCUCCUUCCCUCUCCCCCAUUCCCUCCUCCUCUUUACCACCUUUCCUCCCAGCUUCAUCACUCUUGACUGCCACCUCCUCCUCCUCUUCCUCCUUUCUUCCAUUCUUCCAGCCAGCUUCAUCCCUCACCUCCUCCUCUCUCCUCCCUCCUCCUCCUCUGCCUCCUCCUAAACUGGUUCCUAUCUUCAAGAACAAACAUCCUUCUCGUCACGUUAAUGUCACCCUGCUUCGUGCUCAGAAGCAGAGGGAGCAUCAGAGUGGAGGAGGAGGAGGAGGAGAAGGAGAGGAGAGGAGGAUGACACUACCUGCCUUCAGGAACAACACACCUGCUCCUCCUCCUCCUGGUGUGUCUCAUCCCCUCCGUCCUCCACCAAUCAUCCCGAACUUCCAGCGUUGCCCUAAACUUCUCAGCAGCAGCAACAGCGCCAUCUAUCCUCCUCCUCCUCAGCCUUCAGCUCACCCCACAGUCAAGACCCUGUCCAGCCUCAGUCCCAAACCUGGACUCGUCCUCACUCCAGAGAUGGAGAUGAAGCUCAAAUCCAUGUCCUCCUCCAAACCCAGUGUGAAGUUCAGCUCUGAUUCCAGCCGUAAACAAACAAAGCAAGAAGCUCCUGAAACGAAGCCUCCACGACCUCCGACCUCAUCUGACAUCGCCAACAGGGACACACCCCUCAGCAGCAGAGUGGUGAAGAAAAACAGAGCAGCAGCAGCAGCAAGAGACGUGGAGAAAAUGGCCAGAAACAACCAGUUGUCUAAGCUGAAAACUCUGACUCUGCUGACCUGGCUCAAAGGACGAGGAGUGGUCGUCAGCGCCAAACACAAGAAGGAGGAGCUAAUGCUGAAGGUCAUGGCCUGUUUGGCUGAAGCCUGAGACACACACACACACAAGAACACACACGACAUUGUUGAGUGAGAUCCACAGGAUGUGAUGCAGUUUUUCUUUCUUUGAAUGUGAAGCAUCACUUUGUUCAGGUUCAACAGUUCUGUUCUCUGGAGUUAUAUAUGAAUAGAUAUAUAUAUUUCAAACACAAUUUUAAAGCUUUCAUAUGAACAUUUAAUAUAAAUGAUCCGUUUCCUAUGACAGAUACAGUAUUUGUUUUUGUUUAAAUU
Molecule: messenger RNA, 2429 nt
Organism: Solea senegalensis (Senegalese sole)
Lineage: Eukaryota; Metazoa; Chordata; Actinopteri; Pleuronectiformes; Soleidae
Exons: 13
Coding region: 4-2190 (728 amino acids)
Source: RefSeq, a predicted model, not a curated record